GCUUCCGCCCGUCUGGGUCACGUGGCGAGGCCGCCGCCGCAGCCAUCACCACUGUGGGCAGCCGAAUUUGGCCGCCACCGUCCCUUCCGCCCAUACGUGGGCUUUGCGCCCCCCAGGUGGGCCUGACUUUGGCUCCUUUCCUCCGUGGCGGCCACAUCCGUCGCCUUCGUGUCCCCUGGGGCAUUGAGGGUCCCUCAGGGCGGGACAUGGACGACCGGAAGUGGAAACUGUGAGCGUCGUAGCCCGGGGCGCUGAGGCCUGAGGCGCCGUCGGGGCCACCGCGACGCACGCAUGGAGAACGCUGGGCACUGGAUUGCGCACCGACAGCUAACUGAGGCGCACGGGCUCUGCGGGGCGAGGGCUUUGCAGAACCGACUGGCCUCCCGGAGCGCAGGAACAUGAGGCUUGGCUAGGAGCUCGCUCCGGGCAAGGCACGCAGUACGCGGGCCGGCCCGUAGCGAGUGAACAGCGCGGAGCCCGGGGACUCGCCUGUCGUUGUCAGUGUCGGCAUGGUCUUCUGUCUGGAGAACGAGGAGCCGCGCCGCCGGCUGCAAAGCGCCAUGGUCCACUUCCAGGCCUCGGAAGUCCAGCAGCUAUUACACAACAAGUUCGUGGUCAUCUUGGGGGACUCCAUCCAGCGGGCUGUGUACAAGGACCUGGUGCUCCUGCUCCAGAAAGACGCACUGCUCACAGCUGCCCAGCUGAAGGCCAAGGGGGAACUGAGCUUUGAACAGGACCAGCUAGUGGCUGGGGGCCAGCUGGGCGAACUGCACAACGGGACGCAGUACCGCGAGGUCCGCCAGUUCUGCUCGGGUUCUGGCCACCACCUUGUGCGCUUCUACUUCCUCACCCGCGUUUACUCCGAGUAUCUCGAAGAUGUCCUGGAGGAGCUGACAUAUGGGCCUGCCCCAGACCUGGUGAUCAUCAACUCCUGCCUCUGGGAUCUUUCCAGGUAUGGCCGCUGCUCAAUGGAGAGCUACCGAGAGAAUCUUGAGCGGGUGUUUGUGCGCUUGGACCAGGUGUUGCCAGACUCCUGCCUGCUGGUGUGGAACAUGGCAAUGCCCCUGGGGGAACGUGUCACUGGGGGUUUUCUGCUGCCAGAGCUCCAGCCCCUGGCAGGCUCUCUGCGGCGAGAUGUGGUUGAAGGGAACUUCUACAGUGCUAUACUGGCUGGAGACCACUGCUUCGAUGUACUGGACCUUCACUUUCAUUUCCGGCAUGCAGUACAGCACCGUCAUCGGGAUGGUAUCCACUGGGACCAACACGCACACCGCCACCUCUCACAUCUGCUUCUGACGCAUGUGGCUGAUGCCUGGGGUGUGGAGCUGCCCAAGCGUGACUAUCUCCCUGACCCAUGGAUUGAGGACUGGCCAGAGACGCAUCAUCCAUUCCAGGGAAGCCAUAGGCAGCCCCCUGACUUCGGGGAGCAGCUGGCCUUGCCCCCACCCUCUCCCUUGCCUCCUCCGAUGCCUUUUCCCUACCCUCUUCCUCAGCCCUCGCCACCUCCCCUCUUCCCAUCCCUGCCCCAGGAUGCCCCUUUUUACCCAGGCCAGCCCCUCCCACCCCAUGAAUUCUUCAAUCAUAAUCCAGUGGAAGACUUCUCGAUGCCACCCCACUUAGGAUGUGGCCCUGGAGUGAACUUUGUGCCUGGCCCUCUGCCACCUCCAGUCCCUGGCCCUAAUCCCCAUGGUCAGCACCGGGGCCCAGUGGUCCACCGGGGGAUGCCACGCUGUGUUCCCAAUGGCCCCUACCAUGUGCCGAGGAUGGGGGGGCCCUGCAGGCAGCGGCCCAGACACUCAGACAGACUAAUCCACUCAUACAAACUGGACAGACGGCCUCCAGCCCAUUCGGGAACAUGGCCUGGGUAGACUGAAUCUUGGGCUUGAGCUGGAUGUGCCAAUGACCUUGCAGGGUCUGCCUGGCUCCUCAGGUACUGGGCUAGGGUGUCUGCUAUGCCUGGUAUUGUUCUUGUCCAUUGCUGUCACCAAUAAAGGCAUGGAAGAACAGAGUGA
Molecule: messenger RNA, 2012 nt
Organism: Carlito syrichta (Philippine tarsier)
Lineage: Eukaryota; Metazoa; Chordata; Mammalia; Primates; Tarsiidae
Gene: PCED1A
Product: PC-esterase domain containing 1A
Exons: 8
Coding region: 510-1868 (452 amino acids)
Source: RefSeq, a predicted model, not a curated record